Molecule: messenger RNA, 187 nt
Organism: Racocetra persica
Lineage: Eukaryota; Fungi; Glomeromycota; Glomeromycetes; Diversisporales; Gigasporaceae
Source: the annotation of a GenBank genome assembly
GGUUAUUGCGACACAGUCUUGUUAAAAAACAAGAAACGUCAGGAGUCUGCUAUAUGGAGCGUGACUGGAGGAACAAACCCUUUAAGAAAGGUGAUGCAGGUUAAUCCUGCUGUGUUUGGAAGUAGUAAUACUACACCUAUAAACAUCAACAUAGCUUUAUUCCUAUCUUUGGCUCUGGAACCAGUUG